Messenger RNA from Thunnus maccoyii (southern bluefin tuna), 2787 nucleotides. It is a transcript of the gene hs2st1b, whose product is annotated as heparan sulfate 2-O-sulfotransferase 1b. The coding region runs from base 429 to 1499 and encodes 356 amino acids. Gene Ontology annotation, cellular component: membrane. The record is from RefSeq and is a predicted model, not a curated record. Gene Ontology annotation, molecular function: heparan sulfate 2-sulfotransferase activity. NCBI's taxonomy places the organism in Eukaryota, Metazoa, Chordata, Actinopteri, Scombriformes, Scombridae. The transcript has 7 exons.
AAGCUGCAGCACCACUUUUAUGAUGCUACGUGCUGCAACAAGCUACUGCACAUAGCUCAACUCUGUUUGGACUCGCUUAAAACGGGUUCUUCUCCCCUGUGGUCUCCCGUUUCGUUUACAUAGAUAGUUAAAAAUGCGUCUUGGUUUUCCCAGACGACGCUAGCAUGAGCUUUACGUGGGUUUAUAAUGUAAGUUAGCAGAUAAGCUAAUGUUUGGAUAACGUUAAGUUAACCCCGUAUCAUCUCAUGGCGCUAACAGCUAACGUUAGCGACGUUUAUUUUCAUUUGCUGAAAGCGAAUCAAAUUUGUGAAUCAGCUUAAAUAAGCAGAAAGCUAGCAGAAAGCUCCUUUGCUGGGUUAGCCAUUAGCAGUGGACCUGAGACCUUCACUGUUGAGUGGUAUCCGCGGUAUGACUCUUCUGACUGUUUGAUGGGGCUUUUAAGGAUCAUGAUGCCGCCCAAGAUUCAGCUUGUGUCUGUGUUGGCAUUUGGAGUGGCCGUGCUGUUUAUUGAGAACCAGAUCCAGAAACUGGAGGAGUCAAGAGCCAGACUCGAACGUACCAUAGCCAGACACGAGGUGGCUGAAGUAGAGCAUCGUCACAAUGAAGACACUGCGGUGGAAAUAUCACCACUGGCAGAAAAAGAUGACAUGGUCAUCAUCUACAACAGAGUGCCCAAGACAGCCAGCACCUCCUUCACUAACAUCGCCUAUGACCUGUGUGGGAAGAACCGUUUCCAUGUCCUUCACAUCAAUACAACCAAAAACAACCCUGUCAUGUCUUUACAGGACCAGGUGCGCUUUGUCAGAAACGUCACCUCCUGGAGAGAGAUGAAGCCCGGCUUCUACCAUGGCCAUGUAGCUUAUCUGGACUUCUCAAAAUACGGAGUAAAGGGUAAGCCAAUGUACAUAAACGUGGUACGGGACCCCAUAGAGCGCCUAGUGUCAUACUACUACUUCUUACGAUUUGGAGAUGACUACAGGCCUGGCCUUCGACGAAGAAAACAAGGGGAUAAAAAGACCUUUGAUGAAUGUGUCUCAUCCGGAGGCUCUGACUGUGCUCCUGAGAAGCUCUGGCUGCAGAUCCCCUUUUUCUGCGGCCACCAUUCAGAGUGCUGGAAUGUUGGCAGUAGAUGGGCGCUGGAACAGGCCAAGUACAACCUGGUAAACGAGUACCUGCUAGUUGGAGUAACUGAGGAGCUGGAAGACUUCGUCAUGAUCCUGGAGGCAGCACUCCCUCGCUUUUUCAAAGGAGCCACAGACCUCUACAGAACAGGAAAGAAAUCCCAUCUGCGAAAGACCACCGAGAAGAAGCCCCCCACUAAAGAGACAAUAGCCAAACUGCAGCAGUCCGACAUCUGGAAAAUCGAAAACGAGUUUUACGAGUUUGCCCUCGAACAGUUUCAGUUUGUGCGUGCCCACGCUGUCAGGGAAAAGGAUGGAGAACUUUUUGUCCUGGCCCAGAGCUUCUUCUAUGAGAAGAUCUACCCCAAAGUGAACUAAAAGUGUAGCCAGAACAGAGUGACAAGGGCUGCACACAGACUUUGCAAGGACUCUAUAAGAAGUCAAAUACACUGAGAGGAAGAGAGACACCUAGUGAUGUUCAUUCUGGUGAAUGCUGGAUAAAUUGUUGGGAUUUAAAUGUUAACCAACCUUGUUAUGGUACAGAAAAGCCCUUUCAGACUGUUCAGUGGUAUUUCUACAGGGAAUGUGUCUGUUUUUUUUAUUGCUGGUGCAGCUGUUGAGAAAACUUAACACGGAUAAACCAUCAGUCUGAACUGUGAGAAAGGAUUCCUUCCCAGAGCAGAGUGAAAUAGUUGGUGAAUGUGGAGCAUCUCAAAACCCAAACAUUAGCAGCCUUUCGUUUAUCUUGUAUAACAAGUUAUGUGUUUGGUUUUUGGGUGGAACCUUGAGAUAAAAACCGCAAACCUCAACUAGUUUUAAGUUUUUCUGAGUUUUUCUGUCCACUGACAGAUUAGAAAAGAAUCUCAUCUGAUUCAGAAAACUGAUGAGCUCCUAUUUCUACUAUUAUUUUUUGCACACGACAUUUUAGGUGUGUCAGUACGUUUACAAAUACAGAUGAUAUAACUGUUAAAAAACAAGUAAAAAAUCAAUGCUGCAUUUGUACAUUCUGUAUUAACAUGCAGUGAACAUGCUAUGUUUUUGGACCAAAUGGUAGCAAAAGAAAAUGGAACGGACCAUUGCAUCCUUUUGGUGCGUGACUAGUACUUUUUUAUCCCACUGAGAUGUUCUCAAUUUUUAGACAUGUUUAACACAUCAAAUCAGUAUUUUAUCACAGAGAUAGUGAUGUGCUGUUUUAGCUUAUGAAAGGACCACAACUGGAGCAGGGUAAAGGUAUUAAUCAAAAAUUAACUGAAUGUCUGAGUACAGGGUUAAACAGAGAAGAUGCACAAGGCAAUUUACAACAGAAAGAGAAACAUGUGAGAGGUAGAACUUGUAGUGCCUUUAUUACCACUUUUUUUUUUUUGUAUUCAAUUUCCAGUGAUCCCACAAUCAUGUUGUUUUGUGUAUUCUUAUGAGCUGCAGUUCCUGUUUCUGUUCUUUCAUACUUAACACAUUAACAGCCUAAACAUAAGUGCUUAAUUGCAAAUGUCUUGACUCAUGUUAUUCUUACUGUAUUCACAACUAAGAGUUGUUGAUUGUAUGUAAUUUGUGUUUAUCUCAUAUGGCUCAUGAUGGCACUAAUAGGCAAGAGGUGGCUUGAAACAUUGAUGUCUUGCAUUACUUAACACUAUAAGGCACUUUUAAUUACACUUCUGUUGAAUCUUGA